Molecule: messenger RNA, 1997 nt
Organism: Drosophila ananassae
Lineage: Eukaryota; Metazoa; Arthropoda; Insecta; Diptera; Drosophilidae
Product: dolichyl-diphosphooligosaccharide--protein glycosyltransferase subunit 1
Exons: 2
Coding region: 577-1926 (449 amino acids)
Cellular component (GO): membrane; oligosaccharyltransferase complex
Source: RefSeq, a predicted model, not a curated record
AUUGUCGACAUAACUCACGCAAUCGCAUUAGGGGGUCGACCGUUUAAGUAUUCACACAUUAUUUGUUUCAGUGUGGUUCAUGUCUAUGCUAUUUCUUAACCGGUUCGUACAUGUCCUGCUGUUCGCACUGCUUUUAGAGUUUAUUUCGAAAUUUACGCCUAUUUCAAGAUACCACAGUGGAUUUGAUUCAAAAUACUAUUGGGAAAAACGCAAGAAACCUCCACUUGUAACGGCUUUUUCAAAUUCAAAGUUUGAGUUCUCAUUCAAGCAAGCAAGCAGGUCACUAUUAAAACCAAUAAAUUGAAUUUUAAUGUUUAAUUUUAAUCAUAAAUUAUUGCAUAUAAUCAUUAUCAGGAUAAAAAAGUUUUUUUUGAACAAAAAUCGAAUCGGUUGGCCAUGCCCAAAUCGGGUACGAGCCAGAAUUGGUUGCGACCGAACUCAAACAUGGCUGAAAGGCCCUCAUUACACCUAUAAAGAGGAGAACGGGCCACACUGGCAAAGCCGGCUCCAAAUGUACUAAAAUUGCCCUACCGCUUUGACAUUCUUUUAAAAUACGUGUCCAAAUUCGAGCUGAAAAUGGGAACGAAUUUUGUUAUUUACCUGGCUUUGGGAGCCCUCCUGUGUUUAUCCAAAGUGCAGGCGGAGAUCGUCAACUUAAAUGUGGAAAGAAGCCUGGACCUAACCUCCCAGCUCGUGCGAGCCACCACAAAAAUUUCGACCGAAGACACAGCCGGCAAGCCGAUUUCCGAGUACGUGUUUUUCGUUGACGAGCCAAGUCUCGCCUACAUUUCGGUAAAAGAUAAUGCCGACAAGAAUGUCCAGAUCCGAAAGAACGAGCUGGCAAAGGGCGAAGAAAGCUACACCCUCACCUUCCCGAAGGCCGCGGCCAAGCAAACCUUUGUGGUGGAGACUGUCUCCUCGAAGAACAUUCUGCCGCACCCCUUGGAGAUCCGACAGAAUGACAAACAGUUCGUGAAGUACAUUGGCCAUCUGCAUUUCUACUCUAAAUACAAGACCAACUCGCAGAAGACCAGUGCCAAGCUCAGCUCAUCUAACAUUCUGUCCCACACCCAAGUGAAGCCCUUCUCGGUGGCUUCCACCAAAAUCACUUUUGGUCCAUACGAAAAUGUAGAAGCAUUCAGCCUGGAACCCCUUGUGAUCCACUAUGAGAACUCGUCUCCUUUUGUGACGGUCAACUCCCUGGAGCGAACCCUGGAGAUUUCCCACUGGGGCAACAUUGCUGUUAAAGAGUCCAUCCAAAUGACCCACACCGGCGCUAAGCUGAAGGGAUCGUUCUCGAGGUACGAUUUCCAAAAGGAGGCUCGCUCCGGACAGUCUGCCCUGAAAUCGUACAAAACCUACUUGCCGGCGUCUGCUUCUGGUGUCUACUACCGGGAUACAAACGGCAACAUCUCUACCUCAAAUAUGAAUUCGGGACGUGACUUCAUUGAGCUUGAGCUGCGCCCGCGGUUUCCCCUUUUCGGCGGCUGGAAAACGCAGUACACUCUUGGUUAUAAUGUUCCAUCCUACGAGUACAUGUUCAGCGAUGGCAACAAGUACCAGCUAAAGAUGCAUUUAAUCGACCACAUUUACGACAACAUGGCGAUCGAUGAGGCCACCAUAAAGAUUAUUUUGCCCGAGGGCUCAAGUGAUAUCAAACUGUCGACGCCCUAUACCAUUAGCAGGCUGCCGAACGAGUUGGUGCACACUUAUCUGGACACUACAGGCCGUCCCGUGAUUUCUUUCUCCAAAUCGAAUUUGGUCGAAAGUCACAUUUCCGAUUUCACGCUCUACUACAGCUUCUCGAAAAUUUCCCUGCUGCAAGAACCGCUUCUGGUCAGCGGCUUCAUUUACAUUAUUUUUGUAUUCACAAUUGUGUUCUUACGAUUGGACUUUUCCAUCACCUCCCACUCGCAUAAGGAAUAAGUACAUUAUAAAGUUUUGUCAUAUAUACAUAGAUAUUCUCAUGUGAAAAUAAAUUCGAUAAUACCAGCUUA